This is a messenger RNA of Scleropages formosus (Asian bonytongue), 4832 nucleotides long. It is a transcript of the gene ube4b, whose product is annotated as ubiquitination factor E4B, UFD2 homolog (S. cerevisiae). NCBI's taxonomy places the organism in Eukaryota, Metazoa, Chordata, Actinopteri, Osteoglossiformes, Osteoglossidae. The coding region runs from base 307 to 3912 and encodes 1201 amino acids. Gene Ontology annotation, cellular component: cytoplasm; ubiquitin ligase complex; nucleus. The record is from RefSeq and is a predicted model, not a curated record. Gene Ontology annotation, molecular function: ubiquitin-ubiquitin ligase activity. The transcript has 27 exons. Gene Ontology annotation, biological process: ERAD pathway; protein polyubiquitination; ubiquitin-dependent protein catabolic process.
ACAAGAGAGCAAGAUGGCAGCGGUGCUCGUCUGACGACUAGUGGCACUUAUUUGUGUUUGUUUUUCUGUUGUCGCAGUUCGGGCAGAAAGUCGCAAUAACUGAACGACGCACAUUAGCGCUGCUUUAUUUCUUUAAAAAAACAAAAAAAGUUGAGGUGGCGCGAAGGCCGAGCUCCUCCGUCGUGUGGUCAGCGAUGCAGCUGCGUUCGUGCUGAGGGGCAGCUGGCUAGCUAGCGGUUAGCUCUCCGGCUAGCUACCUAGCUAGCGAGCGACACAACUCGGUCAAAAAUUAAAAGAAGAAGGGCGAUGGAAGAGCUGAGUGCCGACGAGAUCCGGAGACGGCGGCUGGCCCGGCUGGCGGGGGGACAAAGUUCCCAACCCCCGACCCCUCUCAGCACCCCACUGACGUCCCCGCAGAGAGAGACCCCUCCGGGACCCUCCCAUGCACUGGCGCUCAGUGUCAAUGCCGUCACGUUGGCCACCUCCCCUGUCGGGGCUCCAGGGGGGGCGUACCGCAGCCAGAGCAGCGAAGGCGUCAGCUCCCUGUCCAGCUCUCCCUCCAACAGCCUGGAGACCCAUUCGCAGAUCCUCUCUCGCUCCCCAUCCAACAGCCUGGAGACCCACUCCCAGACCCUGUCUCGCUCUCCAUCCAGCAGCCUGGAGACCCACUCCCAGAUUCUGUCCCGGUCUCAGAGCAUGGACAUUGACACGGCCUCUUCUGAGAAGAGUGCAUCUCAGGUCGAUGUGGACUCAGGGAUAGAGAACAUGGAGGUGGAGGAUGGCGAUCGCAGGGACAAGAGGAACCUGGCAGACAAGGACCCGUCCUCCAGCUCUGCUCCUGAGGUGAGUGGAGAGCAGGCCCUGCAGCUCAUCAGCAGGAUCCUGCGUGUGUCCUGGAAGGAACAGGGCCGUGAUGUCAUCUUCCUACCGUCACUGGCUACCCAGUUCCGCCACAGCCCCAAGGACGUGUACUCGGACUUCAAGGAUUUGAUUGGCCAGAUUCUCAUGGAAGUCCUCCUGGUCUCCACUCAGACACGGGUUGACAGUCCAGUUGCGAGUCUGACUGCCACAUCCCAGCCGAUUGCGGCUUCUAAAUCUCCGAACCGCCACCUGUCCCUUGUCCCUCCUUCCAGCCAGGGAAGCAGCCCAAUGCUGUCAGCUCCGGGUUCGCUUGGGCCCAGCUCUCUGUCCAGUCUGGCUACGUGUGGGGGACCUGGCUCAGGGUCCGACGGCAGCAGUGACCGCUUCACCAUCGAGACGUGCAAGGAGACCGAGAUGCUCAAUUACCUCAUUGAGCGCUUUGACAGCGUGGGCAUGGAGGAGAGGAAGGCGCCCAAGAUGUGUAGCCAGCCGUGUGUAAGCCAGCUACUGAGCAACCUGCGGUCACAGUGCAUCUCCCACAGCGUGCUGGUGCUCCUGGGGACCCUCACCCAGCCCAGGCCUCCACUGCAGCCGUCCCUGCUCGUUCCCUACAUGCUGUGCCGGAACCUUCCGUAUGGCUUCAUCCAAGAGCUGGUUCGCUCCACCCACCAGGAAGCGGAGCUGUUCAAGCAGAUCUUGACUCCUGUCCUUCUGGGGUUGCGCAUGGCGGUGAAAGAGUGCUCCUUCGACACAGACAACUUCAAAUACCCACUCAUGGCUUUAGCCGAGCUCUGUGAAAUAAAGUUUGGGAAAAUGCAUCCUGUGUGCAGUCUGAUCACCUCCAUGCCUCUGUGGUGUCCUGAUGCCCUGAGUCCAGCGGUGGGGCGGGAGGUGCAGUCGCUGUCCUACCUAGGCGCGUUCUUCAGCCUGUCCGUCUUCUCUGAGGAUGAUCCCAGAGUGGGAGACAAGUACUUCUCAGGGCCAGCCAUCACAAUGGAGAACACGCGUGUGGUCAGCCAGUCUCUGCAGCACUACCUGGAGUCCGCUCGGGGAGACCUUUUCAAGAUCGUCCACAGCAUCUUGCUGAACGGGGAGACGCGAGAGGCUGCGCUCAGCUACAUGGCUGCUGUGGUGAACCGCAACACCAGAAAAGCUCAGAUGCAGACAGAUGACAAGCUGGUGUCCACGGAUGGCUUCAUGCUGAACUUCCUCUGGGUCCUGCAGCAGCUGAGCAUGAAGAUCAAGCUGGAGACGGUAGACCCGUCCUACAUCUUCCACCCGCGGUGUCGACUGAGCAUGCCCAUGGAGGAGACGCGACUGAAGACCUCCAUGGAGGAGCUGAAAGCCUGGCUGGCUGAGCUGCAUGACAGUCCGUCCAAGUUCCCAGAUCCCAAGUUCCCCACAGAGUGUUUCUUCCUCACGUUGCACACACACCACCUGUCGGUUCUGCCAGCCUGUCGCCGCUACAUCCGCCGCCUGCGGGCCAUCCGAGAGCUCAACAGGACGGUGGAGGACUUGAGGAGCAGCGAGAGCCAAUGGAAGGAGUCCCCUCUAGCUCGGCGACACCGUGAGAUGCUGAAGAGGUGCAAGACCCAGCUGAAGAAACUGCUCCGUGCCAAAGCCUGCGCAGAUGCUGGACUCCUGGACGAAAACCUGCUGCGCAGGUGUCUGCAGUUCUACAGCAUGCUCAUCCAGCUGCUGCUGCGCAUUGUGGACCCCGCCUACCCAAAUGUCACUCUGCCGCUGAACACAGAAGUGUCCAGGAACUUUGCAGCACUGCCAGAGUUCUACAUCGAGGAUGUGGCUGAGUUCCUGCUCUUCGUUGUGCAGUAUUCCCCCCAAGUUCUGUACGAGCCCUGCACUCAGGACGUGGCGACCUUCCUCGUCGUAUUCACCUGCAGCCAGAGCUACAUCCGCAACCCAUACCUGAUGGCCAAGCUGGUGGAGGUGCUGUUUGUCAGCAGCCCGUCGGUGCAGCCGCGCACGCAGCGCUUUGCUGAGAUGGUGGAGAACCACCCGCUGGCUGUGAAGCAGCUCGUUCCUGCCCUCAUGAAGUUCUACGCAGAUGUGGAGCACACAGGCGCCACCAACGAGUUCUAUGACAAGUUCACCAUCCGCUACCACAUCAGCACUAUCUUCAAGAGUCUGUGGCAGAACGCAGGUCACCACGGUACCUUCCUGGAGGAAUUCAACUCUGGCAAGCAGUUUGUGCGCUACAUCAACAUGCUGAUCAACGACACCACGUUCCUUCUCGACGAGAGCCUGGAGUCGCUCAAGCGCAUCCACGAGGUGCAGGAGGAGAUGAAGAACAAGGAGCUGUGGGAGCAGAUGCCCAGGGAGCAGCAGCAGAGCAGGCAGUCCCAGCUCACACAGGACGAGCGCGUCUGUCGCUCUUACCUGGCGCUGGCCACCGAGACCGUGGAGAUGUUCCACCUGCUCACCAAGCAGGUCCAGAAGCCGUUCCUGCGCCCAGAGCUGGGCCCCCGGCUGGCUGCCAUGCUCAACUUCAACCUCCAGCAGCUGUGUGGCCCCAAGUGCCGCGACCUGAAGGUGGAGAACCCAGAGAAGUACGGCUUCGAGCCCAAGAAGCUGCUGGACCAGCUCACCGACAUCUACCUGCAGCUGGACUGCGCGCGGUUCGCCAAGGCCAUCGCCGAUGACCAGCGCUCCUACAGCAGGGAGCUCUUCGAAGAGGUCAUCUCCAAGAUGCGGAAAGCUGGCAUCAAGUCCACCAUCGCCGUGGAGAAGUUCAAAUUGCUGUCAGAGAAGGUGGAGGAAAUUGUCGCCAAGAACUCACAGUCAGAGAUGGACUACAGUGAUGCGCCUGACGAGUUCAAAGACCCGUUGAUGGACACUCUGAUGAGCGACCCCGUACAGUUGCCCUCUGGCCACAUCAUGGACCGCUCGGUGAUUCUGCGCCACCUGCUCAACUCCCCCACGGACCCGUUUAACAGACAACCACUGACCGAGAGCAUGCUGGAGUCAGUUCCUGAGCUGAAGCUGCGGAUCCAGGCGUGGAUGCGGGAGAAGCAGGGGGGCCGAGUUCCGUAGCGGCUGCCCCCCACCCACACACUCCCGACCGUCACGGCACUCGCCUCUCGAGGACUCGGCAUCGUCAGGGAAGACGACCAGACGCAGACCCCUCCUUCCAUUGUUUAAGGUCUUAACGGCUAUUCGUUCCACUCUGUCCCCUGUAGUAAUCUGCUCCCGGUUUUGUACGUACCGGUGCUGUGCUCGUACCUUGAGAUGAAGUAAUGUAUGCGGAGGGGCGGGGCUCAGUUGAACGCCACUGUUUCUCUUCUACUUCCUGUACCUGCACAAGGCCCCGUCUCUUCACUCAGGAGACCUGGAUGAGGUCAGAGCAGCUUCUGUGACUAUUCUUUUCUCUCCUCCUUUCUUACCCUGGCAAGUGUGUGAAGUCGCCGUGGAGUCAGUCGCCUCUGACUUGACUGCUUCUGCUCAACCGUAGCGCGAACGAGGCCGGUGGGCAGGGCAGCUCCGCCACAUGGUGCCACUAGGAACAGGCAGCGAUGCCACUGGAGCUGCGUCCUGCCCUGACCGGUCGAAGCUGCAGCUUUAAAAACCCACGCUAGAACGUCUCGUGGGAAGAAAUAUAAAAAAACCAGCAAAGGUUUGAUCAUUUGUGAAGGAAGUACCUGUUGAUGAAUGGAAAAAAGAGAUGUGAAAUCCUUUGCAUUUCGUUUAGAAGAGUCUCCUGUGUAGUGUGCAUGGCGUGGCCCCUCUCAGAGCUCUGUCGGGACCGGGGCUCCCUGCGUCGGAGAACGGUGGGACUCGUCGCAUGAACACCCAAAAGUAUCGCACCCGAGACCCCCCCCCUCGGUGGACUUGUGAAUUAUGAAUAAACAGUUUGUAUUAUUUAAAAGGGACGCUGUACAGGAAUGUGUGUUGUUGCCAUGGAGUUGUGUUGGAAUCCAGGACUUUUCGUUAUAAUAAACGGUGAUGCAAACGCC